Messenger RNA from Anopheles cruzii, 5118 nucleotides. RefSeq lists its product as uncharacterized. The record is from RefSeq and is a predicted model, not a curated record. Bases 1 to 5118 code for a protein of 1705 amino acids. Lineage: Eukaryota; Metazoa; Arthropoda; Insecta; Diptera; Culicidae. Gene Ontology annotation, molecular function: protein binding. The transcript is spliced from 9 exons.
AUGGCGCUGCUCUCAUUUCGACUUAGCAUUGUGUUUACAAUAGGAUUACUGCUGCUGAAUGGAUUCACAUCCGAAUCUUCAGUGCUCGCGUUUGUCAACGAGGAAGGACCGGAGCGGUUGCGGCUGAUAGCCGCGCCGCCGGCGCACGUGAUGGUGACGACGGGCACGCGCAACUCACCCGUUUAUCUGCCGUGCCAAGCGGAACUGGAUCUGGGUGCGUCGGAUGGCAUCCCGAACGGCAGCAGUUACGGCGACGAGUACCCGAACGAGCACACGGACGAGGACGACGACGAGGACGGCGAGGAAGAGGGCUACGACGAUGACUUCGGGGGCGCGGAAGAAGACGAGGAGGAGGACGAUGAGGGAGAUUUUUUGCCCCACACCGCCCCACUGCUCAACCACAACGAGCUGGUCCCCAGCGAUGAGCGGCGGCGUCGUCCGCAGCCGCGCGACUAUCAUACCGCCGAUGACGGCGGUGGCGGCGGCGACGACGACGAGCAGCAGGACGUGGAGGAACGCCGGCAGCAGCAGCAGCGGCGGUACCGGCGAAAGCGUUACGUGCGUGCACCAAGCCGAGGCUUUUCGGGCGCGCGGUCCCCGGGAGCCGGCUACUACGGAGCGAGCAGCUUCGAGUACGUGUGGUACCGGAACGAUCUCGAGUUUCUGACUACCACCUUCCAGAACGAAAACCCGACCCAAACGCACAAAGGGUUCUGGCUGUACGAGAACGGCACGUUGCGCAUCCCGCCGUACACCCGGCUGAAUGGAAACAUCGUGGCCGGCGUGUACCGGUGCAAGGCGAGCCUGGCAUCGCGCUCCGGGCGCCAUCCCGGGCAGGGUACGAUCCUUUCCACCGAGACGGUCGUCUCGAUCGCUUACUUGGAGCGAGACAAUCGGAUCGUCUUUCCGAACAACACCAUCACCAGCCGGCCGGGCGUGGCGAUCGUUUUGCCGUGCCCGUUCCAGAGCUACCCGGCCGCCAACAUCACUUGGUCGCUGAACAAAAGCGUCCUCCCGCUCUACGGCAAUCCUGGCGGCACGAAGGAAAACAGAUAUUUUGUACUGCAAAACGGUAGUCUGCUCAUCAGUGACGUCCACUUGGCUGACAGCGGAAGGUAUCGGUGCAACGCAACCAACAGCUACGUCGCCAAGAACGUGCGCAGCUCGAGCGUAAACUUGUUGGUGUUGGGCACCACGAUCGACACCGCCGGGCAAGCGGAUGCCGUAGUGCAGCGAUUGUUGCCUCCCCUCCAGGAGCCGCUCCAGGCCGUGAUGGCCGGGGAUACGCUGCGGUUGCACUGUGCCUGCUACGACGGCUGCAGCCCCCGGUGGACGUUUGUGCCGCACCAGAGCCAGAUUCCGAUUGUGUUGGAAAACUUUACCCAUCAGGUGACGUUCGUGAACGUGUCCGUGGAGCGCCACGAGGGCGUCUUUAGCUGCCAGACACCGGACGGGUUCCACCGGCAAUCGUUCAACGUAACGGUGCUGGUGGCGCCCACGAUCGUGAGCCACCUCACGUCCUACACCUCGUCCGUCGUCGCGGCGAUGUCGUUAAACUGCACCGUGGCCGGUAAUCCGCGCCCGGUCGUGACGUGGUACAAGAACGGGCGCAAGAUACGCAACAACUACAUCGUGCAGUACAGCUAUCCGAUCCUCCGCAUAAACACGCUCGACCCGGAGGACGAGGGACUGUACCAGUGUGUGGUGAAGAAUGCGGCCGGCGAGAUAGCGGGCUCGUCCUACCUGACGAUCCGUGACAAGCAGAAGUACCGGCACAAGGCGAAGCGCCCGGAAGCCAUCCGGUGCUACCCGGUCGAUACGACCAGUCUGUACUUAACGUUCGAAUUGGCCAACCACGUGAACCCGGCCAUCGACUACAUGAUGUACUAUCUGGCGAGCGAAGAUGAUCCGUCGGACGGUGGCGGCUGGUACAGUUCCCCUCCGACGCAGCUGACGGCGAACGGUAGCCUGCGGAUCAGUGGCCGCGUGGUGGAACCGUUCCGCCGGUACAGCGUGUUUUUGCGCUCGUGCAACUUCAACGACAUCACCGGCAGUGAAACGAACGACGGGCUGCCGCCCCAGCAGAUGGUCAUCGUGUCGCGGUUGUCGCGCGCGGUCCAGUGUGCGUCACAGGGAUAUCCCAUUUUGUAUACAUUUUUCCCCAACAACGGCAUCUUCAUCUGGUGGCCACGGUACGGCGGUGUGCAGCCGACUGCCUUCACGAUACACCUGCGCCAGAACAAUGGUCAGGCCAAUUUAACGGCCAGCUUCACGAACCAAAUUAUCGGCACGGUCGAGCCGCUCGAUGACUACAUGACGUACGACGAGCUGGAGCCACUGCUCGGGCGAAUCGAUGCCGAGACGGGUGAGUUCCAGGACUGGCUGUGGGACGAUAAUGAUGCUGCUGAAAGUGAAGAACAGCAACAGCAGCAACAGCAGCAACAGCAGCAACAGCAGCAACAGCAGCAGCAGACCAGCCGACGCCGGCGAAGCCAUCACCACCGUAGCCGCAGUCGGCGCCAGAGCGAGGAGCAUCGGCCGGCGUUCGAUUUGUCGAAAGAUCGGAAGCAAAUCUUUGACUCCCUUGCCACCAGUGCCGUUGAGCUGGACCCGGAGACGGUCGAAGCGUUGCGCAACACCAACGGAUCGGGCCUUGGCGCCGUCCCGUUGGCUGGUGCGGCUGGGCGGCCCGAAACGGAGCGGAACAAAACUUUGCGCACCGGCGGCGGGCCACAGCAGCGAAUCACGGUAACGCGCUUCAAGGUAGCUGGCAACGUCACGGGAAUACUGUUGCCGAACGUGCGCAACGUGAUGGUCCGGGUGCUAGGGUCCAUCGCACCGGACGGUGAACCGAUGGAGCAGGAUCUUCGAUACGUGCAGUGGAAGAUGAUUGAUGUUGCCGCACCGAGAACCGAUGCCAUUAAUCGGUUCCAGGCGAGUCACGUCGAUGCGCGCAGUGUGCAGUUCACGUGGAGCCGUUUCAUUGCGACCAAGCUGGUGAACCGGUGCCUGCAGUUGUGCUACAAAAACGCAAUCCACGACGCGCUCCAGCGUGGCUCAAGCCAUUUCGAUUGCCAAAAGAUCCCGAAAGAUGCAACCCACUACAACGUAAAGGAUCUGCUGCCGCUUACGUUAUACAAAGCUUUUCUGAAGCCGUGCGAAUCGAAAGAGGCGCUAAGUGAAAUUUUGGAAUUUACAACGAAACACGAUGUGCCGGGCCCGGUGACGAACCAUGAGCUCCACCGGAAGGGUGGCACGAUAACGAUCACCUGGGGACCGCCCGCAAACCGGAACGGCAUCCUGCACGGCUACAUCGUCGAGUGGGUCAACGAGGAUAGCGUUCAGCAUACGGCCAAUCUGACGGCCGACACGGCCAGCUUCACCUUCCCGAACGUGACGUCCGACGAGCGGAUCAACAUUUCGAUUCGCGCCCUCAGUAGCUCCGGUAUCGGUAUACCGAUCUACCUGAACCUGAAGCAGUACUUUCCCGAUCCGGACGGUGACGAUCGAGCGGGAACGUCCGGCGGCACGACACUGAGCCGCCACUUUCAGCUGCUUCAGUUCGCACUCGCGGCCGCCCUGUUUAUUCUGUUUUGCCUAAUAGCCAUCUGCUGCUGUUUGUUGUUACGCCGCAAAGCGUGCAAAAAAGCUUCCGGGACCGGUGGUGCCGGAAGCGCCGCCGCGACCAGUCUAUCGACCGAUGCGGUGGGCGGUAGCCGAACGCUUCACCAUCAUCAGCCGUCCAGCUCCGAUACGGCCACCCUGCAAAUGAUGAGCAUGAUGAUGGCGACCGGUUGUAGCAGUGACGUGCACGAGAUGCAAACGUUGAUCCGUUCGAGUGGCAACUGUGGCGUUCCGCAGCCGAACGGUGGCGUGUUGCUGGCAAAUGGUUUCGCUGGCGCAAUGUACGGUAACUCGACUGGUCCGCCCUCGCUGGGUGUGGUGCGCCAGAAUCACAUUGCAACGUUCGGGAGUGGCAUUGAGCCGGUGCCGGGUACCACCACAGUUCCGUUGAACGUAACGAUCACACGUCGGAAUCAUGGUUACAGCCCGAUCGCCACGUACAAAGAGCUGCUCGACCGGGAUCAUCGGCUGCACGGCCUGCCCUCCUCCGCCACUACCGAGGCCAAGGGGAAUGAAUUCCCCACCAUUACCGCCCUGGUAGACACGCCAACGUUCGGUACCGACGUUCGUAUCGCAACUAACCCACAGUAUUUAGUAAGUAAUGGCUCAAGCAGUACCUCCACGAACCAGGAUUCUGGCCGGAUCUCCACGGGAACCCUCGCAUACACCGGCGAUGAUCACAAGCGAUCACCGACCCUGUCCUUCUCUUCCAAAUCAUCCUGCGCCGUUCUGACACCCUCGCCGUCGUCGUCGUCGUCCUCGUCAUCGUCGUCGGCGUCUCGUUCGGAGCCACCGCCGCCAACGUCACCGGUGCCCCUGGAUAGCAGUCGGCGCCCGCUGCUAGACGCAACCUUAGAUAGUAACACCAGCACCGGCACUUAUGUUGAUGAGUUGUUGACACACCCGCAAACGGCUGCAACGCCUGCAGCACCACCCCAACCACCACCACCCACUACACUAGAAUUGUACGAUUACGAAUACGCAACGAACUGUGAUGAUGAAAAAAAUCGUUUACCUAGCAGCACCGACCGGAAGCAGCAACAGGCACAGGUUUUGAUAAGGGCCGACUUCCGCCCGGUGGCGCGGUUGACCGAACCGAACGAGUUACCACCACCAACCCCGUUGGAGCGAGACGUUGGUGGCAGCACAGAGGCAUGCAGAGGGACACCAACGGCUCUGACGACGAGGAGACUACAGGGUGGGAGUGAUCUAGCAAACGAUCACCCUCGACCAUCCACCGGCGAGGACGGUGUGAAGGUUUCGGUUCGCAAAGGCCUACGAUGCUACAGUCUCAAAAGUGAUACGCCCGUCGGAAACGGAGCGGAUAACGAUGAUGAUGACGACGGCGGCGAUGACGACGACGACGAAGAGGACGAGCUGGACAAUUCGUCGUCACUGUUGAACACGAGCAGCCUCAGUACAAAACCCCUCCAUCAGCAGAACCACACUUCCAGCUGGAACUUUCGACGGCCAAUCAUUGGCCCGAAUGGCUAA